Messenger RNA from Dalotia coriaria, 1645 nucleotides. RefSeq names its product vacuolar fusion protein CCZ1 homolog. Gene Ontology annotation, biological process: vesicle-mediated transport. NCBI's taxonomy places the organism in Eukaryota, Metazoa, Arthropoda, Insecta, Coleoptera, Staphylinidae. Gene Ontology annotation, cellular component: Mon1-Ccz1 complex; intracellular membrane-bounded organelle. The record is from RefSeq and is a predicted model, not a curated record.
CUCUCCUGCUGAAUGUUUCUAACCUCACUAAAUUGUUAAGAUCAAAACUUUAUUUUUUAAUGUUGUUCACACACAAGAAUAAACUUAAUAUAUGAUUUAAUUGUGUCUUGUCGCAUUAAGUAAUACACUGUUAUUAGAUGCAUCCACAUUAACUAACAAUAACUAACAAUUAAAAUGACUACGUUAAAAAGUGAAGUGGAACUAAACAACUUUUAUAUUUUCAACUCUGAUCAUGGUACUGUUGAAGGAGAGGAACACAAAAAGUUAUUAUACUACUAUCCAAACACAGAUCAUUUGGAUGUGCAAAUGAAGACACUGGGUUUGUCAGAAGCAAUGAUUCAGUUUACAAUGUCUUUUAAACCAGAUGGACCUAUUGAUGCAAUAGGUACUGAAAAGCGAAGGCAAAUUUACUUCCAGCCUGAAGAUAAAUACUGGAUGAUCAUGACAUUAAAUGUGCCAACAAUUAAAAAGAGCAAAGAUGGAGUGGACAUCACUGAAUAUUUAUCUGAUGAUGUCCAGAAUAAUGUCUAUCAGAAUGUUCUCAAGCAGGCUUAUUACAUGUAUAGAUUAUUUAAUGGAACAUUUGAGAGGACAUUAGCAUCAUCAGAUGUUUACACUCUAAAAACCAAGCUGGAGCAAUUUUUCACAGCUUACUUGACAACAAUCAGAUUACAACAUUGUGAUCUGUUAAAUGUAUUCAACGGUAUGCAGUUUCUUCCAUUGAAUCGUCAGACAUUCCUAAAUGUACAAUGCUUUAUUAAUUCACUGGAAUGCAAGCAUCCCAUAAUUAAACAUUCGGCGUUCAUGUACAAUGAGCAUUUAGUAUGGAGCGGAAUUGAACCUGCUGAUAUGCAGGUUGUUUAUCAGUAUUUGAUCACAACACUUUUACCUGCACACGUGUCUUCUGAAUUGUUGUGUGGAUCCAUGCCGCGUAACGCAGCGUCGCCAUUUGCAGCAUCUGCGUUACAUCAUGGACGAUUUAUUACAGGUCCAGAGAAUUUAAAAACUUCGAAGAAUAUCGGCAAAGUACCUACUGUUAUCUAUACACAAGAUAAAAAGGAACCAGAUGAAUAUUUUCUUGUGGUUUAUAGAGCUUUAAGUGCUUCUUUGUGUCUAUUUAUUAGUGCUACUGAAGAAUUAACUCUGGAAUUAUUCCAAGAGUUGGAUGAGUUUAUCGGUCCUAAUUUAACUGAAGUAGUGUCGGAAAUCGCCGAAUAUUGCACAAAACAAACACCGACGCAAGCAAACAUCGCGUCUGAAACAACACCGCGUUUUAUUUAUUUCAACAAGUUGAACUUGGCGUACAAAAGUACCGUGCAUUUGGAUAAUAAACAAAAUGGAAACUUAUCCAUUACCAAAGACUGCUGUAAAAUCAUGGCGGAUUUGAAUGAACACAAAGAUGCUAUGGGUUAUGCAGGUGAAAUCAUCGUUAAAACGAUGAAGGAUUAUUGGGUUGUUGCGAAAGUUAGCAACCUGCGUGAGUUUUACGUCGGAUUGCAGCAAAAACAAGCAAAUUUAAUUGAUAUUAGUGAUGAAGUGGAAAAACUGUGUGAGAAUGAAUUGAAGGGUAUAUUUUUCCACACGGUGUGAUAGUCAAACAAAAGUUUUAUUGUAAAAUAAAUUAACGUUUUAAGUACCUAUAAAA